Magallana angulata is the source of this 1399-nucleotide messenger RNA. RefSeq lists its product as uncharacterized. Lineage: Eukaryota; Metazoa; Mollusca; Bivalvia; Ostreida; Ostreidae. The record is from RefSeq and is a predicted model, not a curated record. Bases 822 to 1391 code for a protein of 189 amino acids. The transcript has 3 exons.
GAAGCACUUGCUUCUUUCAAAAUGUCACACUAAAAGUGUUACACUCCUGACAUUUUUGGCCCUAUUUUUUGCCGGCAUUUUUUUAUUAUCAAAGAUAUCAUCACGAAAAUUUGUACGAUUAUAGUCACAGGUGGGAUACAUUUUUUAAUUAUCUAAUACUUAGUAUUUAUCAUCAUGAUUUGUAAUAGGGUAUGGUAAUAAUGUUGGGGUCAUUUUUUUUGAAACAGCCCCUAUGUAGAAUGAAUAGUGAACAAAAUAGUCUGCAUGGCAAACAGGACAUACAUGUGGUUCUGUGACUUGAAAGAACUGAUCAUUUAUCUAUAUAGCUAGGUAUUUUAGACAUGUAGUUUCAGCUGAACAGAAAAAAAAAAUGUCAGUAUAAAGACAAAAAAAAAAUUGCAUAAUUUUAAAUAUAAUGCUGAAUUUUAGGUUUUUUCUUCUAUGAUAUGCGUGGGUAUAGUAAUUUGAGCAUGUUGAGUGGUAUUAUACACCAACAAUUAAACUUUUAUUAGAGUUUUCAUGGUAUUGACAUUUUUACAUAUAUUUUAUAUAUAUUUUCAAUAUCACUUGCUUUGAUAGGUGCCAUUUUUAGGUAAAUGAAGGCUUUUUCCAAAUUGAAACGGAUUUUGUGAUGCGUAAUAGUCGAUGUAAUGAUAUCAACAUGCAAAAUGGACAUAAAAAUAACUUCAUUUUCGAGGCUCUGUGAGACACCUUGUGUGCAAAUACUGUAAAACAGCCCUGAUACAUGUGGAAAUGAAUAGAUCUACACCGGUGAUGUACGUUGGUUAAAUUUUUCAUUUCAUUUGCAGGUCGUCGCCAUUAUGCCUGAUGGCCAUGUACGGGUGGGGUUAUUUCCGACACUAUCAGAAACAAUAGUGUGCCAGCUGGGCACUGUGGCUGAACUCCCCCGUACAGCAACAAAGUCUUGGAAAAGUGGGAAGAAGACCGCCUUUCGGGCAGCCAAGGCAGCCGCCGCAGCCUCCAAGGAAUCCCCCGCAGCCUCCAAGGAAUCCCCCGCAGCCUCCUCCUCCAAGGACUCGGCCAGGAAGAAACGAAAGGCAGCCCAGAAAAGCCACAAAUUGAGUUUCGACGGGUACAUCCACUUGCUUGCUGCAAAAAUUGAAGAAGGGAACAAAACAAAAGGGAAUAAGGACCAGAGGAGAGGUGCUGACGGCAAAUUUGGCAAUAAAAAUUUAUUGGACUGUUCCUGGAGGACCUGGUUGAAAAGCAUGUUUACAGAAUAUCCAGGUGUGCUGUGCAAGUGCUCUUGUAAUCAUCGACCUUUGACUAGCGCACAAGCCUUAAUAAAACACAUAGAGAGAAAUCACUAUAUCAAUAAUGUGGUAUCAUUUGGUGAGGAGGACCUGGAAUUCACACCACCACAGUUUUAGCUCACCUC